AUGGAGAGGUACAAUAUUCAUUAAAUAUUUCCCAGUUAACAAAUCAAUCCAGUUGAGCAAUCCUUACUCAAUAAUUCUUAGGCUUUCCAUCCCCAAGUCAAUUUAUCUUCAAUCUUAGAUGAAAUGGUCAAGAAAGGAAUAGGGAAUUAGGAUAUUGAUAUAUUUGUUGAAUAUGUGACUAAAAAUUUUGAGACAUUUUGGGAAAUGUUAAUAAUCAUCAAUUUUGAUGAAUCCUCCCAAAAUGGCAAUCAUCCCUUUAUCCUCACUGAAAUACUCAGGAUGAAGUCCGAAGAGAUCUUUAAUCAUCUCUUUCAAUUCAAUCAGAUUGAGUAUAUGGAUUCCAUGAAUUUCCUAUUCCAAACUCUUGAUAGAGACUGUUUAGAUGAGACUGUUGCUGGUUAUUUUUCAAAAGUCAUUUGUAGUUUUAUGCAAGUUAGGGGGGCAGACCUUUGGAAAUAUUUAUAAACAAAUGGAAAAUAUAUUUAUGAGGAUCUGAUGAAGAAUCUUCACAUUAAUCAUAUUGCUGAUGUUGUUUAUAAUCUAAUAGCAUUUUUUAACAAGGGCGAUCAAGGUUAGAAUUAUAAUUAAGAAAGACUCACUUUGUUAAAUAGAACUAUUGAAAUUCUAUUAAAUAAAGGUUACGAUUUAUAAAUCGUUGAAAAUGUAUGCAACAUCCUGAUAGACUUAUUGAGAAACCUAACAGAUUGGGAAUUCAAAUAGAUGAUGCUUGAUAAGCUGUACAUUCCUGAUUCCUUCUUUAAUUUGAUAUUUCUCACAAAGUCGCAUCUCUUGGCCGACCUUCUAAUAUAGCUACUCUACGAAUCUCAAUAAUUUACAUUCCUCGCCUAAUAGACUUAGCCACAUUUUUAAUUUGACUAUCAACAAUAUGAGGUCAUUGGCAGGAAAUUCAGUCAAGCCCUUACGAUGGAACUUAAUUUAAAUAGCUUCACUACAUCCUAUGGAAUCUAAUCGGAAAUUUUUGGUUAAACAAAGAUCAAACUCAUCCAAUUCUACCUUAAUAUUAUCUAAAGCAAUAAUUUGACUCUGAUAAACUACUUCAAUCAUUAGGAUAUUUUUAAAAAUCUAAUGUAGUUUAUUUUAUAGUAUGAAUUCAACAAUUAACUUUAAAAUUAUUUUAUGCACAUCAUUUAUUGCAUCUUUUGCAAUAAUAACUUAGAAUAUGUAUAAUAAUAAUUGAUCUAUGAAUUGAACAUAUUAGGAUUCUUGAGCUACCUUAAUUAACAAUAUUAUAAACAAGUAGGUUCGAUAAGAAAACCUAUCACAAAAGGCUACUAGGGUAUGGCCAACAAAUUGUCCUUAUUUUUCAAAGAUGUAAUAUAUACAGAGGAGUGGAAUCAAUACAUUCAAAAUCAUCAAUAAAUUUUUAAUAUUGAGAAUAAUUAUUUCUUUGGCAUUAUACCACCAAAAGAAGAGAAAAAAGAAGAGAAUAUUGAACAAGGAGGUUUGAUAAAACCUGAAUAAAUAGAGAAGGAAGAAGAAUCUCCCCAAUAGGAUACAGAAGACAAUUUUUCUAUUUAAUUAAAAGAGGAUUAAGAUAUGAAAUUAACCAUCUCUUUAGUUCAAUAAGAAGUGAUGUUGGCGGAGAAUAAUUUUUAAGAUCAGUCUAAUUUGGGAGAGGUGUUUGGAGAGUAGAUUCUCAAUUAAAAUGCAAAAUAAAAAUAAAAUAUGUCAAAGAGUUAAUAACUUGUAAUUCCUAAAAUUUUUGAUUUUGGUACUAAAUUUCAAAGGUAGUCGCCUACUUCUAUUGAGAGUAACAAUAAAAAUAAGAGAUCUAAAUCCUAAGAGAAAGUUUAAAAAGGCUAGAUAGUUUCUAUUACUUCAAGCUUUAUAUUGCCUAGAAGAGUAGAAACAAAUAAGAGUCAAGAGAUCAUUAAUUGA
Molecule: messenger RNA, 1899 nt
Organism: Paramecium tetraurelia
Lineage: Eukaryota; Ciliophora; Oligohymenophorea; Peniculida; Parameciidae
Exons: 7
Molecular function (GO): protein phosphatase regulator activity; protein phosphatase binding
Source: RefSeq, a predicted model, not a curated record